Messenger RNA from Schizosaccharomyces octosporus yFS286, 2206 nucleotides. RefSeq names its product nicotinamide mononucleotide adenylyltransferase. Gene Ontology annotation, molecular function: nicotinate-nucleotide adenylyltransferase activity; nicotinamide-nucleotide adenylyltransferase activity. The transcript has a single exon. The record is from RefSeq and is a predicted model, not a curated record. Gene Ontology annotation, biological process: NAD+ biosynthetic process. Lineage: Eukaryota; Fungi; Ascomycota; Schizosaccharomycetes; Schizosaccharomycetales; Schizosaccharomycetaceae. Bases 789 to 1958 code for a protein of 389 amino acids.
AAUCCUAAAAUAGAAACAAAAAAGAAUUCUUCCGUUCUUUAACAAACAACUAUUACUUCAACCUCGUGCAUACUUUGUAUUGUCGAAUAGUAAGAAAAUACAAAUAAAAACGGCGCGAAAGUGAAUCUUUUUAUUUGUGUUAGAUUCCUCAUAGCGUAUUGCGUUUGACCUCCAACGUCCUAACGAUUACAAACAAAAACAACAUUCUCUCUCAUCCCAGAGUGAGAAUCGAAUCGAAGGAUUAUCUUACAGUGAAUUGUGAGUGGGAUCUAAAGCUUACCUAGGUUACACAUCCGUUACGAAGACAGGCCUUGCUAGCUUUCAAAUUGGGAAUCCUGCGUAGCUUUUCAAUUAAUCCCUGUUAUUGUUUGGAUCCUCACUUCUACAUUUGGUUAAAGAAGGUUGCUUGUCGCUUUUCCUUUCAGUCUUUUCUUCUUCGUAACCGGUUUUUCAUCCUUCCUGUAAUAUCUGCUCAUCUUCAACACGGUCGAAAUCUCAAGUUUGUUUUGUUUAAUUAAGCCUUACAUUUUUGUAGCUUAUUACAUUCUUUUUGAUAUCUCCGUUUUCCAAAUUACAGGGUUUUCGGUUUUAUUUCUUUAUUUGCUUGUUUCAAUCUGUGUUUAGUUAGCGGAACAACUAUUUCGUUUUCUUUAUUCCUGUUUUAUCGGUUCGUUUUUUUUGUUCUUUUGUAUAAACAACCUUGUUUCUUUACGGAUUCUUUAUAUUGCAUUUUUCUUUCAAUUCGUUUCAUUGCCUUACCAGUUUGGUUUUAUUUUAUUGCUCACAACAUGGAAACGUCAAUUAAGGAUGGUGUGCCAAAAAUAUCCACCACCAGCAUGCUCGAAAAACCGACUCCCGGUCCUACUCCACAACAAACACCAGCAAAUACCCGUCCAUCAACCCCAGCAAACAAGCCCGAUUUAAAGAGCCAGAAGAGUGAGCAAAGUCAAAGUUCUGGAGAAUACAGUCCUGAUGAAGACUGGCUGGGUGAUCAUGCUGCCCGUGAACACGAAGCUCGUAUACGCCGUCCUAGUGUAACUCGCGCUUGGGUUCCACAAAAUACGGGUGGUCCUUCUAUUCAACAAGAUCGUCGUGACGUUGCUCCUUUUGGCGAAGUUAUAGAUUUAGAGGAAGUCCCCCGUGGUAUCACUCGUCAAGCUCGUAAUUUAGACAACUAUUCAUUCCCUUGUCAUCGUUUUCGAGAAAACUUGAUCGAUGAAAGUAAGAUCCCUCUCGUUCUGGUUGCAUGUGGAUCCUAUUCUCCCAUCACCUACCUCCAUUUACGUAUGUUUGAAAUGGCAACGGAUACCAUUCAUGAACAAACUAACAUGGAAUUGAUUGCUGGUUAUUUCUCUCCAGUCAAUGAUGAUUACAAAAAAGAAGGUUUGGCACCUUCACAUCAUCGAGUCCGCAUGUGUGAAUUGGCUUGCGAGCGUACAUCCAGCUGGUUGAUGGUCGAUGCAUGGGAAAGUCUUCAGAAAAAGUAUACACGAACUGCAGAAGUCUUGGACCAUUUUGACGAAGAGAUUAACAAGAAGCGCGGUGGCAUUCGCUUAUCCGAUGGAUCUCGUCGUCCUUGUAAGAUCAUGCUUUUGGCCGGUGGUGAUUUGAUUGCUAGUAUGGGAGAACCUGGUGUUUGGUCGGAAUCGGAUUUGCAUCAUAUACUUGGCAAUUUUGGUUGUGUUAUUGUCGAGCGGACCGGAAGUGACGUUUGGGCCUUUCUACUUGCUCAUGAUCUUUUGUUUGCGUACCGUGGAAAUGUUUUGGUUAUCAAACAAUUAAUUUAUAAUGAUAUAUCCUCGACAAAAGUUCGAUUAUUUAUUCGAAGGGGAAUGUCGAUCCGCUAUCUUCUACCAAAUUCUGUUAUUCAGUACAUCGAACGACAUUCUCUUUACCGCGACGCUGAGCCCGUAAAGGCUAUAUUUUACCAAUCUCCGUUUGUUCGAAUAGAAACUUGAAUUGGUUCCGCAGACAUCUCUCACAAAUGACAAUGAAUUUGGAUCUGUGGUUUUCUGGGCUCACGACCACGCUUCCUGCAUGGUAGGUUUUCUUUUUACAGUAUGCGUAGUAGCUAGCGUUCUAGUUUGUAUUUUUUUUUUGUUUUUUUUUUUUCAAUAUCAGAUAGGGGGAAGGUUAAAUAAACGAUUUAUCCUCCUCAUUUCUCGCCUCGCUUUAAACUAGAGUAAGUAAAUAUUGUAAGUAUGGC